Molecule: messenger RNA, 7315 nt
Organism: Siniperca chuatsi (mandarin fish)
Lineage: Eukaryota; Metazoa; Chordata; Actinopteri; Centrarchiformes; Sinipercidae
Gene: col13a1
Product: collagen, type XIII, alpha 1
Exons: 40
Coding region: 1057-3180 (707 amino acids)
Source: RefSeq, a predicted model, not a curated record
UAAAGAUGACAAACUGACUCACAGAAACCUGGGGCCAAGAAUUAUUCCAGCAGUGUUGGAUGGUUUGGGGGCUGAAGUGCAAUGAUGGAAAAUUGGAAGUUACAAUGUACAUGGGGGUGGUCAACAGGGGCCCAACCAGUGGUGGAAGAAGUACUCAGAUGUUUGCUUAAGUAAAAGAACCAAGGUAUUAAUGUAAAAAUCCUAUGUUACAAGUAAAAGUCCUGUAUUUAAAAAUUUAAAUAAUAGGUCCAAGUAUUCAAAUACUACAUUAAAAAAAUACACACAAUUUAUAGCUAGGAUAAUAAGGUUAACACUUCCAAGUUUCCCAUAAUUUGACGUUCUUUUUUAAAAUAGUGGUGGUUUCUUAUUAUUUAAAUGUCCAAAGGUAACUUGUUCCGAUUUCAGGUACCAUACAAAUUUAAGGAACAGAUACCCAUGUUGGUAUGAAUUGGUUUUGGUCCGGAGCUGAGCAGUACUGUCAGCGUCAGUAUACCGGCUGUGUGACUGUACGUCCUCGCUUUGCGCACCCUAAAAAUAUCCCUCACUAAGUAGGCUACGCGGAUCAAAGGGGUCAGCAACACCGCCAUGAAUCCCGCCCCGGCAUUUAACCUAAAGCCUCACAGAGGAGGAGCAUGUACUGUGAGCAAAGAGCCCUCGGCAUCCAGAGCUGGGCAGAGGAGAGAGGCUGGCUCGGGUUUCAGAGACGCGCACUGACGGUUGACCUGCAGCACAUAGUGGGAUCGCUCAGAGGAGAAGCAGCGAAUGGUACGAACGGAGCGGAACGCAGAGGAAUAAGAGUCCGUCACCGUGAAUCAGAAACAUGACUGACUGAUGACAAUCUACAGAAUGCCUCGUAUUCUAACUUUGAUGUAGUUCAUUUGAGUGCAGCAAAGUAGUUUGGAGACAGUUUGAAGAAAAAAUACAUCUGCAAAACUUUCGCCUCAACAGAGAGACAAUCUCUUAUAAGCCCCAGAGCUGCAGGUCGUCAGGAUUCCUUUUCUGCUGCUCUUCACCUGAUGAAUAUACGGAUUUCCGUGUGGAUAAAACCAGCGUUAGAUGUCUAAAAUGGAAGAGGGUCAGAAGUGGGGAGUCGCUGGUAAACCGGGUGAAGAGAGGAGCACUCGCGGCGAGCAGCAGCAGCAAUCUUUAAAGCAGCCGCUGUGGAGAAAUUGGAGAGAUUUGUCUGGCUUAACGAUAUGCAUUGCAGUAUCUGUUCUGUGCCUUGGAGUUUGCAUUGUGGUUUUUGUGCGGACCUCGGAGUUGCAGUCCCGGAUAGUAAGUAUGGAGCAGAAGCAGCGGGAUGCGCAGCUCUCCGCGUGGGUGUUGUCUCUGGAGCAGGUGGAGCCUGUUAUCCUGGGCCGACUGGAUCAGAUCCUGGAGGAGAAGCUUGCAGCGCGACUGCCGAAGACACGGGAGGUGAGGGAAGCUCCCCACAGCUGCCUGUGCCCCCCAGGACCUCCAGGUCCUCCUGGACGAGCAGGCUUUCCGGGUGACAGAGGAAGUAUGGGAAUUCCUGGGAGAAUGGGCUUAAAAGGACAAGCAGGGGAGAAGGGAGCACCAGGCGAGCCAGGUCUGUCUAUCAUUGGACCAAGAGGACCUCCUGGACAACCCGGAACAAGAGGAUUUCCAGGCUUUCCAGGUCCAAUUGGGUUGGAUGGCAAGCCUGGACAGAACGGACCAAAGGGAGACAUGGGUCAACGUGGUCCUAAAGGACUCCCAGGGGAACCUGGACCCAAAGGGGAGAAGGGCGUAUGUGGAGACUACACACACCGGGGCCUCUUUGUACAGGAUCUUCCUCUGAAAACCCUGGCUGCCUUGCGCUCCAGUCAGACUCUGAUGUUGAAGCAGGGCGAACCUGGAAUGCAAGGACCCCCAGGACCUCCUGGACCCCCAGGCCUGAAUGGAGUCAGUGGCCCACCAGGUAAGCCUGGUGAACCAGGCAAGCCAGGAAAAGACUCAAAGCUUUUACCAGGAAUGAAGGGUGAUCGAGGUGACAUCGGCCCACCAGGUCCUGAAGGCCCAAAGGGAGUUAAGGGAGACCAAGGAAUUAAGGGUCAGGCUGGUGUCCCUGGUACCCCUGGCAUCCCUGGCAAGAGGGGCUACAGGGGUGACAAAGGCGACCAGGGAGAUAAGGGUGAAGCAGGUCCUGAAGGCCCAGCUGGACAAAGAGGUCCUCCAGGCCCAACUGGGGAGCCGGGAAAGGCUGAAAUCCACAACAAUGAAAAUGAUAUUCGCAACAUACCCCUGAUGGGCCCCCCUGGAUUACCUGGACUUCCAGGGCCCCCUGGACUCCCUGGCGCCAAGGGUGAAGUUGGUCUACCAGGUCCUCCAGGACUGGACGGAGAGAAGGGACCGAGAGGGAAGCCUGGAGAGCCUGGUCCCACAGGCCCAGUCGGUCCUGAAGGUCCUAGAGGGGAGGGUGGUGUCAUUGGCUUCCCGGGACCCAAGGGAGACAAGGGAGAUAUGGGUCCAUCUGGAUCACCUGGUUUGGAUGGCCCUACGGGUGAAAAGGGGACUACUGGGGCCCCUGGCCCUAUUGGAAUACCUGGCGCAAUGGGUCCUAAAGGCGAACCUGGAGAAGGAGGAAGGUCAGAAAUGAUCUAUGGUCCUCCAGGGCCUCCAGGACCUCCAGGACCAGUUGGCCCAGCAGGAUCUCAAGGACAUUCAGGGCCUAAGGGAGAACCAGGCAUAGGCAUCAGAGGCGAAAAGGGAGCGACAGGUCAGAAGGGUGACAAGGGAGACAGAGGCCAUCUUGGACUCCCUGGGGCUCAUGGGUUAGACGGCAGACCGGGUCCAGUGGGUUUAAUAGGACCAGCAGGUGUGCCAGGGCCAGCAGGACCAAAGGGAGAGAGAGGUGAAAAGGGAGAUGUAGGAUUACCAGGACCAAUUGGGCCACAAGGCAUCCCUGGUUUAGUAGGACCACAAGGACUCAAAGGGAACCGGGGAGAGAGGGGCAAGAAAGGCAACAGGGGGGCCAAAGGGGAUAAGGGAGACCAAGGAGCACCUGGAUUAGAUGCCCCCUGUCCACUGGGUUUCCGAGGCUUUAAAGGGGAGAAAGGUGAACCAGGCUUGCCAGGCCUGGACGGGCUGGAUGCCCCUUGCCCUGUGGGAGAUGAUGGCUUACCUGUACCAGGAUGUUGGAAUAAAGGUCAACAUCCUUUCCAACUGGCUAAGAAGUAGGGCUACCAGAGACUGCCUCCAUGAAGCCACAAAAAGGAAACUUGAAGACAUUUGUAAAUAUCUUUGGGUUUUUACCCAAACCUGGAGUUGGCAUUUCAACAUUUUUCCAGGAGGCUGGACACAGGGCCAGUAACGUCGGAAGCUCCAGUGGCAGUGGUGGGCACAUUAACUUCAAUAAACCUGGAAAGUAGAGACGUUGCACCAUCCUUUAGUUAGUUAUUGAAGACUCUCUGGACAGGAUAACCAUCACAGCCACAGGUAGAUACUGUACCUACUGAUGUGUUUCUUUGACUGCAUACACUUUGAUCUAUUAAACUCCUAGUGAAAGCGAGGCAUGGACACUUUAACACAUGUUAUUUGUUGUGUUUGAUGUGACAUCAAUACUGUAACUGUGAUAAAGAAUUCAAAGCAGCUCACAGAGCAGAUAGAUGCCAUUGUUUCCAUCAAAAACCAAAAAACAAAGGGAGACCCUCUUGAUGAUUCCUUCUUGAUAUUAUCAGACUGCCUUUUCAAAAAUCCCUUUACAUGCAGCUAUGACAUUUUGUUUCAAUGAUUGUGUUGUGUAGGAAAUACUUUGAAACCAGCAUCACACUUCAUGCCUGGUCACAUAUAUGAUAUUAAUUACUUUUUUGAGGUGUUGAAGGACACCAUGAUUCAAUGCUGUAAUUGUAUGUACUGUACAAUAUAAGAGAAAGGGUUGUAUGUAUAAAAGUACUCAGUCUUUGUAAAUAGAUUGCAUUGAUGAAACACAAUUUUACGUACUGAAUAAGCAUUGAAACUCUCAAUGAGCAGUAUUUAUACACUGAUUAUGUAGAUUAACAAUUGUUUCUUGAUACAUUUACACUUUUUGAAAAUUUAUUUUGGCCAAAACAUUGUAAGGCUUUACUAUUUUCACAUUUGCAUGCUCCAUAUAUCCAGUCUCUAUCAUAUGCAAUAAGAUGUAUUGCAUGCAAAUACAAUAAUUUUAUUAUUGGACUCAAAAAAUGUCAGUAGACAAAGGUGUUUUUCAAAAUAUUUAUUGCUUUGUCCCUCUGAAUAGAAAUUCAUAUUUAGUAAAAAAGACAAAAACAAAACAAAACAAAACCCCACCACAGUUGGAAUAUUUUAACAGAUGUUACUGUACAUGCAAAUAAAUUUUUAAAAAUGCCCUUUAAGUGUGUUACACACAAAAAACUUUCCUAUUUCAUUGAAAAAGAAAUGUACAGAAGCAUUCCUUAUGUCAUAUUGACAGCUGCCUUGUAAACAGACAUAGGUCAAAAUCGUGUCAAUACUUUUAAUUAUUUGUUGUUUUUGAGUCCAGUAGUUUGAAAUUUUAAGAAAUUUAAUGGUUUCAUUGUUUCAACAGGUGCAAGUGACCUACAAAAACUAUUUAGUGGAUGAGAUGUACCUAUUGUUAAUUUAUGACAAAAGUUGUAUGUGUGAAUGAAAAUAGCCUGAAAAUCACAUGAUCCAAAUAAUUUAUUAUUGUAAUUUUUGAAUCAAUUUUACUUUGAAAAAGAAACCUUUCAAAAGCAAAAAUACAGUGGCCAAGAGAGAGCUCAAAGCAGAAAGAAACUAUCACAAUUUUCACUGUUUUGUCCAUUUGGUUGUGUUUUUUCUAUUUAAUUGAGGUAGUGUAUUUAAUUGGGUUUUGUCUAUCUGCUUGUAUUUUUAUUUGUGUAUUUGUAUGUUUUCACAGUCACAGUGCCCUGAGCUCUCUCAGCCAUCAUACAAAAGGGAUCAUAACUACAAUUCACAACUGAUAACAUCUGAUUUUAUAAAAACAUUUUAGUAGAAUUUGGUCAUUUAUUGUGUUGUUUAUAGUUAUCAUUUCAAUACCAACUUUCCUGUCAGGCAAUGUAGUAUUCAUCAAAUGUUUUAUUUUAAAGAUACACUACCUGAUUUUUUCAGAAUUCAACAAUUUAUAUCUGAAAGUGAAAGCAAGUUGUUCAUUUGCUUCAUUUACUUGGUUUCCUAUGUCACAACCUUUCUGUAUCUUUAACCUAUAGAGAUGUAAAAGUGUACUCUUUAUGUAAUACACUGCAAACAAAGCAGGAAUCACAAAAUGUUUGCGCAUGAAUUUGGGUUACAGAAUCUUUUAUGUUUUAUGUAAGUAUAUAAGAAUAUAAAUUUUCUUCACCAUCUGCAACAGGUUGUGAACUUCAUCCAGAAAAUGUGUUUUUAUCAGCGCUGAAUCCAAAUAAAGGCAUUAUUCGACUCAUUUUACAUGAAGAGUACACAUAUACAUUUUGGUUUUGUAUCAAAGCUGUAACUGUGCAACAUGCGGUUGGUGUGACAGACUUACUGCCAGACUCUGCACUAUGUGUUAUUUAGUUCACUUGAUAAGCUCUUCAGGUAAGCCAUAAUGCACUCAGAUAUAAAAAAAGUAAUGGAGGAGGCCAUUAGCCUGAUAAUUGGACUGCCUUUGUGUUUCACUUAAUUCAUUCAGUCUGACAAGUCAAGACAUCAGUCUGACAUCAAGUUUAAGUUAACUGAUUUCUGUUUGGGAGCGUUAUUUUGUUUUGUUCAAUUUGCCCCAAACAAUCAGUAGGGACAUAUCCGUCCCUCCAACAUAAUUUUUAGUCACCCCACAAGCCAUGGUAGCGGUUGCUAGGAGCAGUUUAACGUAAUGUUUUUCGCUAUAAUCGAAGAAAUAACAUCAGUGUAUUGUAGAAGAAUUGUUAUUUCUGUAAAUCGACUUUCAACAACCUGUACAGCUGCAUCAAUCUCAUGGAUUUGAAAGUGUAGUUCAGCCGAAUUCUCUCACCCCUCCCUAACUGUGAUGAAAUAGGCCAGACUCCAAAGUAUAUUAUGUAUGUUGCCCCCCCCCCCACUGCUGUGUCAAGUAUAAAAAGAAGAACACUAUCUACCAAUGGUCCCAAUUUGAGCCUGUCAUACAGUGCUGCUGGUAACGUUAGCAUUAGCAAGCAAUGUUAAGCGCUGGCAGGAAAACAACAUUGUACAUGAACGAGAUUACGGCUAUGUACUGACACUCCCCCACAGACACACACACACACACACACACACACAGUAGAAAGCCUCUCGUAGUAGAGCUGCUAGCCCAGCUACAACAUAGAAACUAUAAAUGUACUUCUAGUGACUGUCAAAGCUCCACCAGACUCCUUGUCUUUCCAGUGAAGAAAUGGAGAGUCUGACAGUAGCUUCUCAUAGCUGCCAAACUGACCGACAAAACUAGCAGCUCCUCCCACUUGGCAACUCUAUAUAUCUUGAGUAUGGACUUCUGCAAGCCAAUCAGAAACUAGUGUUUUCUGUGGCCAUGGUAUUAAAGUCAUUACAAGAACAUUAAAAGAAUGAGUGCAUAACACAUGAAUCACAGCAAGCUAUGACACUGUUUCCUAUACAUAGUACGCAGUACUAUGCACGUACGUCUUCUGGCAGAAUAAUUAAUACUAAAGGCCUUGAGUUCUUUGAUGCUGAUAAUGUACUCAUGCCUCACAGUGUUCUUCAAGUGAAGCGUUAACACAUUCUGCUUUGUAUUUACAGCAGCAGUUGCACAAUCUUUUCUUUAGGUCACACCGCUUGUACUUAAUUUUGGAACAUAAGAAGAUAGAUACGUAGAAAAAAUAUACUCUUCAUCUUGAUGUAUCAUUUGUUUUGGUUUGAAAUUCUGUACUCGUCAGAUUAGAACAAUAUCUGAGAAUGGAUAAGAGGGCAUUAUACAGAAUUUGCAUGCUAUUAUUAAUCCUGUAUGAAGCGCUAUUUAUAUUUGUUUUCAUUUUGUUUUCUUUUUUCCUAUAUUGGUAAUGGAACAUUAGAUAUACUGUACGUUUGAUGUUUUUUCUGCACAUUCAAAAGAAAUCUGCCAGCUGAGUGACCUUUGUGCAGAUUUCUGUGCUACCACAUUGAACUAAGAUGUAAAAGUUUGUUUUCCAAGAUUCAAUGUGAUUUCCAACCACAGGUGAGGUAUACACUGCAAUCCAAAUGCUGAGUACCUGUUAGUUUAGUGUGGUGUCUGAACUGACUGUUUAUAAGGUAAUGAUAUUGUUUUUGUUUUCCAAAAGAAUUUAUUUUUACUUUUUAUAAUCCAAACAAUGGCAGCUGUUGUCACUGAUUGUCAAACAGAUUCACUGCUCAGUACAAGUAAAAGUUUUAAGCAAUUUGUUACUCAGAAUAAAGAAACCCAUUUUCAAUGGAA